This is a messenger RNA of Lytechinus variegatus (green sea urchin), 2931 nucleotides long. Its product is annotated as solute carrier organic anion transporter family member 1C1-like. Bases 447 to 2552 code for a protein of 701 amino acids. Gene Ontology annotation, cellular component: membrane. The record is from RefSeq and is a predicted model, not a curated record. Gene Ontology annotation, biological process: transmembrane transport; sodium-independent organic anion transport. Gene Ontology annotation, molecular function: protein binding. The transcript is spliced from 12 exons. NCBI's taxonomy places the organism in Eukaryota, Metazoa, Echinodermata, Echinoidea, Temnopleuroida, Toxopneustidae.
AGACCCAAACUACUUAGUCAAUUUCAAGUAUACAAUUAGUCAUUACCCCGAGUGUUCCGGUUGCUCAGAUUUACUGAAAAGAGACUUUGUGUGGUUUCUAAACGAAUUUUUGAUUUUUUGAAGCCUGUUUACAUUUACUGUCCUUCACUACUCUGCCCUGAUUCAAAUUUUAUCUUUGUUUCGGGUCAAAAUGAGGUCAUCUUGCGUUAAGUAACUAUUGAUUUGUCAUACAUACCUGAGGGAAACAACCAUCGUUGUUUAUUUUCCUGCUAUGUGUGCAUCAUAAAACUUCGAUCGCAGUUCAAUAUUGCAAUUCCUUAAAAUUGCCGUUCAAAGAACAUCGCCAAGAAAGGUUGAUUAGUGUUCGCGAUCAGUGCUCGUAUGGUUUUAUCUGCAGGAAACACCUUGUUCUUUAUAUAAUCUUUAAAAGACACAUUCAACAAAAAAUGGAGAAGAGAGCAAAAAGGUUUUGCCUUAAUCACAUAUCUUUCACAGUACUUCUUGGCGCAACAGUAUUCGUCUACAUUGGAUCAAUAGGACCUUAUACGUCUGGAAUACUCACCACAAUGCAAAGGGAGUUUCAGCUCAAGAGUUCGGAAGUUGGAGUCAUUCUCAGUAUAAACGACAUUGUUGCACUUAUCUUGGUCACUCCAACCGCUUAUAUCGGAACAUCUCGUCAUCGACCCAGGAUUCUUGGUGUUUUAACGAUUUUUUUCACCAUCGGGUGUUUCAUGUGCGCCCUUCCUCAGUUUGCUGGAAAUAGGAACCGGGUAAUUGAUCCCACGUCAUCAUUCCCAUUCAACGAAACAGCAAACGCUGAAGACUUCCCCUCGAACUCUUACGGUUCCAUGCAAAGUAAAGAUAUCUGCGAAGUCGAACUUGAUGGGGGAGGAGACGACAACGAGUGCUCAAAGGAAGAACUUGAUGCAUCGGGGGCGCAGUAUGGAAGAGCCUUAUGGUUUCUCGUCGGUCAGGGAUUCAUUGGGUUAGGCUCUACUGGAUACUGGACCCUUGGACUAACAUACAUGGACGACGGUUUGCCUUCCAAGGCAGCCCCUUAUAUGUAUUUCGCUACACUAUUUAUGUUGGUCAGCGUGUCACCCCUAACAGCUUUUGCACUCAGUGGGUUGGCACUGUCCUUACACACCGAUUUCUACAAAAUCGACGUCGACGAACUGGGCUACGGAAGUAAAGACCCUCGAUGGAUAGGUGCUUGGUGGCUCGGGUAUGUCAUCUACGGGCUAUUGAUGGGCCUAAUUGCAAUACCAUACUUCUUUUUCCCAAAGAUGUGGCCAGAAAAGGAUGUUCCGAUGGAUGAUAUGAAAGAGAAAAACAGAAUCGAAGAAGAUGAUGAUCAGCCUACCGCAGCAUUCUUGAUAAAGAGCAACCUUCCUGACCCUGACUCAACGAUCCUGGGAAUGAUCAAAGGUUACUUCUCCGCUGUUCGUCGCCUUGCUACCAACAUGACGUACUCGACUGUAAUUAUGUCCUCAGUUGCCGACUCCAUUAUGUUCAGUGGAUUCUUUUCGUUUCUUGGCCGCUACCUACAGACACAAUAUGACGUCACACCAUCAAUGACGUCAAUUAUACUUGGUCUUGCAAUCACACCCGCCGGCGUUGUUGGGAACUUCUUCGGUGGUCUCUUUUUCAGACGACUCAAACUCUCUCUGAAAGGUAUUGCGGGGGCCAUCAUUAUCUCUGCCGGUAUCUCCCUCGUCAUAUUAGCUAUGAUGUUCGUCGUAAGCUGCGAUACCUCAUCGAUCGCUGGCCUCAAUUUCCCUUACCCCGAUGGCACCGAAACGCUUGCAAGCGAUGUGGCAACCGCCACUUGUAUGAGCAAUUGCUCCUGCCAAGUUGGUGUGUAUACUCCCGUGUGUGGGUCGAACGGGCUAUCGUACGUUACACCAUGUCACGCUGGCUGCACCGAUCAGAGGCUUGAUGAGGUUAGCGGCAAGAUGAUUUUCUCAAACUGUUCAUGCAUUGGUUCAAAUGUGUCUCCCACUACGUCUGCAUACGAUGAUAACCAAGGUAGUACGGCUGUACUUGAAAAAUGUUCGGCAGACUGCGAUUCAAAAAAAUACGCCUUCAUCGUCUUACUUGCUGUCCUGUUCUUCUCUCUGACUUUCUUAAAUGUUCCUGAAUUCUUUCUGUUCAUGAGAGUAGUAGAAAAUAAGGACAGAGCGGUUGGUAUAGCUUUCUCUAGCUUACUUCAGAGAGUCUUAGCAUUCAUACCUGCUCCGAUAUUUUUCGGGACAGCUAUUCAGACAACCUGCAUCAUGUUCCAGGAAUCGUGUGGCAUCACAGGGAACUGCCUCGUCUAUGACAACAUUCGCCUAUCACGUGUUGUCAUCGGACUAGUGUGUAUCUUCAAAGUGCUAUCACUGGUCAUGUCCACCCUCUGUUACUUUACGAUACGACGAAAUGAAGCAGGGGAGUACCAAUACCUACAACUAUGCAAGCAAGAAAACCUGGAGGACAGAGAGUCGCAGUUAGCCGCCCUCACCCUAGAGGAAGUCAAUGUUCCGUUUUAUCCAUAUGAGACCAGAGUUUAGCUGUUUAGCAAGAACAUUGCCGCUGCUCAAAUUACCAGGACGAAAGACAAUAAUAAAUCAUUAAGUAAUCAAUCCGGGAACAGUAUUUAAAUGCUGAUAACAAGUUUCUUUUUACAUCAUCGUUUUACUUACAGUUAAAUACACUGUUUUCAAAGGGGUACUCCAGGCUGGAAAUAAUAAGAUUCGAACUGAUUAAAAAGAUCAUAUAAAUAAAACACUGUAAAAAUGAUUAAAAUCGGACAAGAAUAACAAAAUUAAGGCAUUUUAAAGAAUUGCGUCAUUCCGGUGAAACAUUUCAACGUAUGUCAUCAUGAAUAUUCAAUGAGCAAAUCGAUGAUGUCAUAUUCUUACUUGUUCUAUUGUUUUUCAUUAUAUGAAA